This is a messenger RNA of Myzus persicae (green peach aphid), 3899 nucleotides long. RefSeq names its product serine proteinase stubble (gene Np). NCBI's taxonomy places the organism in Eukaryota, Metazoa, Arthropoda, Insecta, Hemiptera, Aphididae. The record is from RefSeq and is a predicted model, not a curated record. The transcript is spliced from 10 exons. Gene Ontology annotation, biological process: acrosome reaction; proteolysis. Bases 769 to 3354 code for a protein of 861 amino acids. Gene Ontology annotation, molecular function: serine-type endopeptidase activity.
ACGAUACGCGAGUCGCCGGUGAAAAAUAGUAUACCUAUCGUAUCGCCGCGCGCAGCGUCACACAAUCGCCACCGGUCCGUCCGGAACAACGGGUCAUUGAUUCGGUCUCUGCCGCCGCCGCCGCCGUCGAUUUCUGCACUCGCACUUGUUGUACGUACAUUUGUUUGUCUUCCGAGUCUGUUUUUUUAAAAAAAAAUUUUCGCGCACUACACGUUCAAAAUUCGAGAAUUUAAUAUCGUCGUUAGAUUUUAAAAUUGUGCACACACACGGUUCGAGUUUUCCACAUACGGUUCGCCGUUUCGAUAAUAAUAUAAAACAAUAAUAUACCAAUCAUCAAUUAUAUUAUUAUUAUUGUACAAUAGUAAUAACUCCGGAAAUUCGCACGCAUCGUGCUAUUCGCCGAUAUUAUUUGUUAAUAAUAUACCGCCGUUUCAGUGGAGUUCUGUUGGACGUCUCGUAAUCCGCGUCACGAAUUUCCCAGUCCGUUAGGUUUGAAAAAAACAGAACGAUCGUCUAUCCUUAUGCAUCAAUGACUAUCAUGUCGAGACGAACUGCGCCAUGCGGUUGAGGAGACAUCAACGACAGUUAAACGAGAAAACAUUAUUCAUCAAUUUACACUACUGUGCUGAUAUCGAUCAAUAUUCGUGCUCUCGCUGAAAAUAUAUACAUACCUAAGUUGCGGUGCAGUAGUCUUCGAAACUACUGAAACAACCAACUACCUACAGUAUUUUUUGUCACGAGAUUAGAAGACACAUCGAAUCCUACAGAAUGAAGAGACAUGGCAUUUAUUCAGCAAUGAAGUCUUCACACGAUCAAACAUUAUUACUUAAGAUGUCCAUCAUUGGAUUAAUCAUUAGCCAGAGUCUAGUGAAAUCGUAUCCCUCGUGGGAUACACAAACUACUCUUACAGAUUUCGGGCGCAAUAUCAGACAAUUGCCAUGCGUCAGCCGGAGAUCCGGAGAGACUGGUGUGUGCAUGUUCGCUUACUCGUGCGCCAAAGCUAAUGGCACCCAUCUAGGCACCUGCAUCGAUAGAUUCUACUUCGGCAGCUGCUGCAAGACCCAGUCGAUCACGGACAUCGACGCGGCCAACGAGCCAGAUAAUUACCUAAACAGCUUGGAUAACAAUGACGUAGGCGGUCCGUCCGCAACGACAGAUACAAAAACGGGAGCGCAACUGCAUCAGCAGCAGACGACUGCAGGCACCACCACCGCCGACAGGUACAGCACGCUGAGGCCCAGCUCGUAUGCAACGGGUUAUCAGCCGUCUACUUCGCAGUCGUACAAGCCCACCGGUCAGUUCGCCGUGUCGUCCACGCCGUCCACCACCACGUCAACGUCCACAUCGCGCACCCAGUACACAGAGAUAUCAGUUUCAAGCGGCACGAAGCCAACGUUCGGAAGCAGCAGCAGCAGCAGCAGCAGCAGUAUCAGCAGCAGUUCUCCGCCGACCGGUUCCAUAUCGUCUUCGUACUCGACUACGAUAUCACAAUCGACGAAACCGAUGCCGUCAACCACUUUUUCAACUGCCAAGCCUAUGGUCAAACCGACCUCGUUCAGACCGCCACCGAUCAGAGACCAGGCCACCACCUCUACAGCCACCGUCACCACGGCGGCCGCCGCCCAAAAGCCAAAGCCUCAGACCGCGAGACCAACGGCGCAGUUCAGCGUGCCUAGCUCAACGGCCGGUUCAUCUUACGAACCGACUGCUAAGCCCUCCACGACCGGUCAGCCGCACACCACGAUUACGUCGAUGCGUCCCGGCCCACCGCACAACUCCACCGUAACGGCCACGUUCUCCACCACCAAACCCGUCGUCAAACCGUCGAGCACCACCUACAAAUCGACUAUCGCAUCCGCGGCCCCGUCAACGACGACCAUGUCCACGUCCACUCAAAAGGCCAAGCCGCAGACCGUGGCCAAGCCCGCCCCGACGACGGCUAAACCGAAACCUACCACCAUCGGCAAACCAGAUGCGACCGGGUCCACUAUCGAAUCCGCGACUGGAUCUACGUACACGGCUGGAUCCACGUACACGACUGGAUCCACGUACGCGACCGGGUCCACGUACGCGACUCGCUCGACGGUCGAAAACGUCACAGAAAUCGUCUCCAAUUUCACUUCGGCCACUGCCAACGGUCAGUAUCAGACACCCAGUUACGGCAGCAUGACAACCGUCACUUCUACAUCACCGACUCUGGUCACUUGGACCACACUUGACAAAGUCCCCGUUGUACCGGCUGAAAACACGAAGCCACCGCCACCGAGCAUGACGCACAAACCAUCGGUCACAGACGGUUCGACACUCCCUUCUUGGGUCAAACUUCCAGUCGAGACACAUGAGCCCAACACUGUCAGCACGCCGAUGAAAGAAAGCAGUUCUGGUGCAUACUCGUCUACGAUGACAAUGUCCAAGCCGACGACCCCCCCUAGUCCGUCCGACAAUGAUAUCGUUGUUAUAAAUAAUUCCGAAACGACCUACACUAGCACCCAAAAUCCUUCAAGUACAUUGUCAAUGCUCUCGCAAUCGACAUCAACAGACUCCGUCGAAGCAGGAAAUGCUCCUCUCAAUAUGUCCAACUACAAAGAUGUUUGUGGAAGACGACUUUUCCCAACGGCUAGAAUAGUAGGAGGUGAAAAAGUUUCCUUUGGCAAAUGGCCGUGGCAGAUUUCAUUAAGACAGUGGAGAACGUCUACGUACUUACACAAAUGUGGAGCGGCAUUAUUCAACGAAAACUGGGCUGUAACUGCUGCGCAUUGUGUUGAAAACGUUCCUCCAAGUGACUUACUCCUCAGACUCGGUGAACACGAUUUAUCAGUAGAAGAAGAACCUUACGGUUACGAAGAACGAAGAAUACAAAUAGUUGCAUCACAUCCACAGUUCGAUCCCAGAACUUUUGAAUAUGAUUUAGCACUUUUGCGAUUCUAUGAACCUGUAAAGUUUCAACCUAAUAUCAUACCUGUUUGCGUUCCUGAGGAUGAUUCAAAUUUUGUUGGAUCGUCUGCCUACGUCACCGGAUGGGGGAGAUUAUAUGAAGACGGCCCUCUACCUAGUGUUCUACAAGAAGUAACAGUUCCUGUGAUCAACAAUUCCGUUUGUGAAACCAUGUACCGUGCAGCAGGAUACAUUGAACACAUACCAGAUAUAUUUAUCUGUGCUGGUUGGAAAAAAGGAGGUUUCGAUUCGUGCGAAGGUGAUUCCGGUGGACCGAUGGUAAUUCAAAGACCGGACAAGAGAUGGCUACUAGCUGGUAUCAUAUCGUGGGGCAUUGGAUGUGCUGAACCAAAUCAACCCGGUGUAUACACCAGAAUUUCAAAGUUCAAAGACUGGAUCAAUCAAAUAUUGCAAUUUUAACGGACAAGACAAACGCAACACUCGACAUUUCCAUUAUCAUUAUCAAGUUGGUCGGUUAUACGACCACAGUUUUUAGACAAUUUUUUUUUGUUCCUAAUGAUUUUAUACAGUACUCAUAGUAUGUUUUUUUUCGCACGACUUGCAACAAAAGAACAUCAUGCGGGAUGGUCAGUUUAAGUGUCAUCGAUCAGUAUGAAUAGUUUCUAAUUUUGUUCGUAUACGUUUAUUGCUAAUAGGAGAGACGUUUUAUUUACAGCGAACACAGCCGUUUUAUAGAUCUCUGUAGACUAUUACGUCAACGGACGCAAUUUAAUAGAACAUCUUUUUAGAUAGAUAUUGAUUGACAUGUCACACAUUGUAUACUUGUUAUAGUUGUUUCCACUAGAUGUAUGUCUCAUUAUUCUUAUACAUGUGGAAGCACGCUCAUAUUUAAACUAUUGAAUUGUCCAUCAGACAUCAGUGUAAUACUCGGCAGAGACCUUCACGAAUUGAUUUUUCUACACGAAGGACACAAUAUUGUUACGACUCACAAUGUUCCUUUUAUU